Phaeodactylum tricornutum CCAP 1055/1 is the source of this 1146-nucleotide messenger RNA. RefSeq lists its product with no specific name. Bases 1 to 1146 code for a protein of 381 amino acids. Lineage: Eukaryota; Bacillariophyta; Bacillariophyceae; Surirellales; Neidiaceae. The record is from RefSeq and is a predicted model, not a curated record. The transcript has a single exon.
AUGUUCAUGAGAUCGACUACAGGCAACCCAAGUACUAGCUUUUCAACGCAGGCGCAGCAAACUGCGAUGCAGCAACUUGGUUUGUGGGGACCGAUCGGAGGUGUGCGGCCAAGCACCCGGACUGUUCCACGAAGCAGACGCCAGCGCCCGGGCCGUUCGCACUAUCUCAACGAACCUCUCAAUCUAGCAGACAAGAUAUUUCCGGUGACCGCUAUUCAUGUGGCUCAAACGAUUGAUAUUCUUUCGCUUGCAAGUAACUUAUUUACCAACGAAAACACGAGUCCUGCGACGAAGCCGACACUGAAGAAGGAGAUGUUUGGGAAAAAUUCUAUCGUCAUAAGGUUGGCACCAUCGACUGAAGAUCCGGACCGUCCUCGAUUCAUUGCUAUCUUCCGGUUUGGAUCGGUUGUGUUCCUGAAUGUGUCGCCUCGCGAGACGGCGGAGAUCGUGGACGAAAUUAAAGCCAAACAUUGUAAAGGGGCUGUCCUGCAAGGAAUCCCACGCAAGGAACAAUUCGGUGUCCUAGUAGAUCAUAGCUUUGCGAGCCAUGCCGAUGCCAUGUAUGCCAAGUAUGCCAAUUCCGAUAAGAGUACCGAAGACGGCUAUGCCGUGGUGACUGGUGACUAUUGUGUUGUACCAGAAUUGGACAUGAACGGCUUUGCCGUCAUCAGCAAUAUUAUGGCGCAAACAGUGGCUUUGGAUACGUACAACGACUCGGUUGACGAUUUGCUGUCUAACUUUACUUCCGUCAAUUCUAGCGUGACGAAAACCGGACAUCUAACGUCUGCUGACAAGAACUUUUUGUUCAAAACCGUUGCCCAGAAUAAUUCUAUCUUUAUUGAUAUGAUUUCAAAAAUCCGAAUCAAGGAUCGAUCCGACACAGCGUGGAAUUUGACGAAGUAUGAAAAGAUCCAUUAUGGACUUAAGGAUGAGUUCGAAUUGGACGAUCGCUUUGACAUGAUUGAAACCAAACUGGCUUUUAUUCAACAAAACUCCAAGUUCUUUUUGGAAGUUUUGCAACAUCAAAAGACCAACAGUCUCGAGUGGAUCAUCGUCCUACUUAUUACUUUAGAGUGCGGUCUCAUGUGCGUGGAAAUGUCCGGUAUGGGUGAAGUCUUUUUCUCCAGACUUGGGUCCAUGUUUUAG